Molecule: messenger RNA, 3960 nt
Organism: Blepharisma stoltei
Lineage: Eukaryota; Ciliophora; Heterotrichea; Heterotrichida; Blepharismidae
Source: the annotation of a GenBank genome assembly
AUGGGUAAUUGUGCGUCAAACUGUAGAGCGAAAAAGAAUACUCGCAGCUUGUCUAUGCAAAUUAGUAGUCCAAAUUUGCUCUUCGCCGAUAACACCAUUUCAGAAACCCCAAAAAGCGGAAUGUCAAGAAGGUCAAGUGUUGUUGGAAUGUCAAGAAGGUCAAGUGUCGUUAUGAGAAAAUUAACUUCAAUAAAUAAAAAAAAUUCUGACGAAGCUGACGUUCCAUCAGCAAUAGUUAUUGAUAGGCCACCAAACUUGAAGGAAAUGGAAACCAUAAGGAAAGCCUUAAAAAAUCAUUAUCUUUUCUCAAGCCUAUCAGAAGAAAGCCUAACUCCCCCCUCUCCAUGAGUGAGCAAAAAAAUUUUUUUUCACUCACGGAGGGGUGUUAAAAAAAUUUAUAUAAAAAUUUUUAUAGAAAAUUUGUUUCGAAAUUUAAAAAAAUCCUAAUUCGCAAAAAUUGGAAAGCAAAUAUUAAUUUAAUUUAUAUAAUUUAUGUUUUUAAAAGCAAUUUGUUUAAAAUCAAACAGAAUUAGCUCUAGAUUUCAUUAUACAAAUUAUCACUUAUAUAUCAAAAUUUUUUUCCAUAAAAAAUUUUUUCUACUAAAAAAAUUUUGUUCACUCACGGAGGGUGGGUUUUUGUGCAAAAAAUAACGAUUUUUCUAAUGGUUUUGUUCACUCACGGAGGGGGAGUAAAGGUUUUUAUUCCUCAAAUGAAGUAUUAUACUAUCAGCAAGCCAGGAGAAACAAUUUUCUAUCAAGGAGAAAUCGGAAAUAAUUUCUUCGUAGUCACUUCUGGAAAACUAGAAGUCAUAAUUAAUGGAAAACAUAAAAGAAUUAUUAGUAAAGGAUGCUGCGUAGGAGAAAUUGCACUUAUGCUUAAUUCAACUAGAACAGCUACAGUGAAAACGAUAGAAAGGACUUCUAUGUGAGGAAUAGACCGAGAGCAAUUUAAAGCUGCAAUGCUAUCUAUAUAUAAUGAAAAGUAUAAUGAAAACAAAAAAUUUCUUGAGAGCAUCCAGAUUUUUAAAUAUUUAGAACCUGAGCAAAAGGAAGCAUUGCUCAAUGAAUCAGUACCUCUUAUGUAUGCAGAUGGAGAAAAAAUAAUAUGUGAAGGAGAUGAAGGUAUUUUAUUUUACAUAAUAACUGGAGGAAAAGUAAUGUGCUCCAAAGGCUGUGUUAAUAUUAGAUUAAUGGGAAAAGGAGAGUUCUUUGGCGAUCAAGCACUUCUGUAUGAUACAAAAAGAACUGCAAUGGUAGUUGCUGACGGGGUUGCUAAGCUGCUAGCAAUUACCAGAGAUAAAUUAGUGAGAAUAUUUGGUGACAAACUUCAAAGUAUUGCCUAUAGAAAUUCUCAGAAGUUCGCUAUUGAGAAAAAUCCAGUUUUAAGGAACCUGAAGAAGAAUCAAAUUGAGAAACUAAUUGAUAUUGGAGAGAUAAAAAUUUAUGAUGAGGGAAAUGUCGUAAUCGGAUCAGAAAUAGACAAAGGAUCAAAGAUGUGGAUUUUAUUAGACGGUAAAUUGGUAUCUGAACAAAAUAAAGAAGAUGAGAUCCCAUACCAAACUGUGAUUGGAGCUGAAGAUAUUAUGAACCCGAGGGAUGAAAAAUAUUCUACAGUUUGGAAGGCUGGGGUAAAGGUGAUAGUAGCUGAAUUCUCUAUAACUCCCCCCUCUCCGUGAGUGAACAAAACCAUUAGAAAAAAUCCUAUUUUUUGCCCAAAAACCCACCCUCCGUGAGUGAACAAAAAUUUUUUAUAGAAAAAAAAAAUUUAUACGUAUGUGAUAAUAAUUAUUAUAAUGAAAUCUCGAGCUUAUUCUGUUUAAUUUUAAACAAAUUGGUUUUAAAAAAUAAAUUUUAUAAAUUAAAUUAAUAUUUACUUUCCAAUUUUUCCGAAUUAGGAUUUUUUUAAAUUCCCAAAAAAAUAUUUUCUAUCAAAUUUAUAUAUAAUUUUUUUUUUAAAAAUAAAAAAUCAACCCCCUCCGUGAGCAAACAAAAUUUUUUUGUUCACUCACGGAGGGAGGGGAGUAAGAGAUAUUGAAAAUGUAUUGGGGAGCAGCCUUAUAGAUGCACUUGAAAAGAAUCAAGUUGCUACAGUGCUAAGGAAAGUUCAGCUAUUCAGGGAUUUAUCUCAUGAAAAACUUAGACACUUGUCUUCUUUGCUGAAAAUUGAAGAAUUUGAAGGAAAUGAGUGCAUUUUUCAUCAAGGUGACCCUGGGGACAAGUUUUAUGUAAUCAAGAGAGGUCAAGUUCAGGUUUUAAAAAAUAAUAUUGUUAUGAGAACUCUUAAUCAGUUUGAAUAUUUUGGGGAAAGAGCAAUUGUUUUAAAUGAAAAAAGAGGUGCCACAAUUGUAACUGUCGGCAAAACAAUAUGCUGAACUUUAAAUCAAACUGAUUUUUUAGAACUAGUUAACAAAGCUUUGCACAAACAGCUUAUGAGACAUAUAGAUUUAAGAAACGAUUUCAUUACAUUGGAUGAUUUAUCUAUUGUUAGCUAUAUAUGUCAGGAUUUAUAUUAUAAUUUCUAUUUAGUCGUUCACAAAAAACGAAAAAUCCUGUAUGUACUAAAAACAAUAAGCCGAAAACAAAUAAAUAAUUAUCGACUACAUGAUUAAUUAAGAUUAAGAUUAAGUUAAGCCGUUCGCACUAACAUCCGGGGAUUUGCACCCCUACACGCUCAUCGCCUAUGGUAGGGCCUCGGCGGACACCCUUCCUUGUUGCCGCAAACAAGGGAUUCGGACAUAUCAGUCUUGAUUUCCAUGGCUCCCGGAGCCUAAGGGCUAACCACCUGGGUCGAAACUCUCAGUUUCUCGCUAGACAAAUGCUACCUCUUGAGUCCUGUUCGAGAGAGUCAGUAUCCGCUCGGGACUGUCGCCGGUCUUGUCUUUUCCAAUGGUUGUUCUGGAGGUAAAAGCCCGAGUCCCACAGAUUAGCUCCGUAGGGCCCAAGUAAAACCUAACCCGACAUACACAAAGGAUUUCCGACCCUUUUCCACCUAAAUCCCCAACACUAGUCCGUUGUCUGCAUAUGCUGAGGAAAUAGGGUCGAGAGAUCGGGUGGCAUGUUGUCGCCAUUUUUAUGUAUAUUCGACUGCAUGAUAAUCUUAUCAUGGAAAGAAAAAUCAUGAUGAUUCUAGACCACGCAUUCAUGAUCAAUCUUGUGAAAACUAUGAAGGAUCAGGCUCGAAUCUAUUUCUUACUAGAAUACAUACAAGGCCAAGACUUUUAUAGUGUCCUAAAGCGCCUUAAAAAACUAUCUAACUCCACAACAAAAUUUUACGCAUGCUGCUUUCUGAUGAUGCUAGAGUACUUACAUGAAAAUAAAAUUAUUUAUCGAGAUUUAAAUCCUGAUAAUAUAAUUAUUGAUGAAAAAGGCUAUCCAAAGCUCGUUGAUUUUGGAUCAUCUACUAUUUUAUAUGGAAGAACUUACACAAUUAUCGGCUCACCUCAUUAUAUGGCACCUGAAGUAAUAUUAGGCAAAGGGUAUAAUCAAUACUGUGAUUACUGAAGUUUAGGGGUCAUGAUUUUCCAAAUUGCAUUUGGAAAUCUCCCUUUUGGAGAAGAAUCAAAUGAUCCUACUGAAAUAUAUGAAAUAGUUCUAAAAGAUCCUAUUAUUUUUCCAAGCUCAACCCCGCCCCAUUUUGAAAAAAUAAAAAAUUUUAUUGAAAAGCUCCUUAAUAAGUCAACUCCGGCAGCAAGAGGAAAUAUAGAUGUAUUAAAAUCACAUCAUUGGGUAAGCAGCACUGAUUGAGAUGCACUUUUAAGAAAAUCAAUCCUCCCUCCUUAUAUCCCUCCACAUGAAAACUGGACUGAGGAAAUUAAUAAUGCACUUAGAUCAAAAGAAGAUAUUUUAAAUGGACUACUUGUAAUUUUUAUGUAGAGUCAUGAAUCUAUGGAGAGAGCUUUGACAACUGGAGAUAUUUUUGGAAAAUCAAUGAUUUCAAAGGACUGGGAUUAUGAUUUUUAG